AUGAAUUGUGGAGACUACAGAAAAAAGGAUCAAAUUUACUCGAAGUGGAGAAACGUCAACAAAAUUGGCAUGGAGUUUAAUACGACAUUCUCGAUCGAGAAACGACAAUGGCAAAGUGGUGAAAAUGAUGAAAUAAUGUUGCAAAAAGCUCUUGCACUUUACCGGAGUCAGAAAGGGACAAAUUUCAAAUUUCUUCAUGUUUGGAAUGUUGUAAAGAUGUCAAAAAAGUGGCAAGAUACCGAAAAUUCAGAAACGUUCAUGAGUGGUUCUUCUAAAAGAACCAAUACAUCCAAAACAACUCAUAAUCAAUCGUCCGAUGCUCAUGUCGGGAUUGACCUCAAUGAAGAGGAGUCUAUUGAGGUUCCAAUAGUCAUUCGUCUCAUGAGUAGAGACCAAACUAAGUGA
Lactuca sativa (garden lettuce) is the source of this 405-nucleotide messenger RNA. Lineage: Eukaryota; Viridiplantae; Streptophyta; Magnoliopsida; Asterales; Asteraceae. The record is from RefSeq and is a predicted model, not a curated record.